AAUCCUCUGGCAGCUGGGUCGUGCGGGCUGGCGGGCCGGGCUCGGCCAUGCAGCCCCCGGAGGUAGGUCUGCUUCCCGCUCCAGCGAGGGAGCCGAGACUGACCCGCUGGCUGCGGAGAGGCAGUGGGAUCUUGGCGCACCUCGUAGCUUUGGGCUUCACCAUCUUUCUGACUGUGCUGUCCCGGCCAGGAACCAGUCUGGAUGCAGACUACAGGCUUACUGGCCUUCUCCUGUGUUUACAGUUCUGCCUCUGCAUGGCUGAAGCCAUCCUCCUCUUCUCACCUGAGCACUCCCUGUUUCUCUUCUGCUCUCGAAAGGCCCGGAUUCGCCUCCACUGGGCGGGGCAGACUGUAGCCAUCCUCUGUGCUCUCCUGGGCCUGGGCUUCAUCGUCUCCAGCAAGAUUCGAAGUGAGCUGUCCCAUCUGGUGUCCUGGCACAGCUGGCUAGGAGCUCUGACACUACUGGCCACUGGUAUACAGGCGCUUUAUGGGCUCUGUCUCCUCUGUCCACAGGCAGCCAAGGUUUCAAGGGUGGCUCGCCUCAAGCUCUACCAUCUGACAUGUGGACUGGUGGUCUACUUGAUGGCCACAGUCACAGUGCUUUUGGGCAUGCACUCGGUGUGGUUCCAGGCCCAGAUCAAAGGUGCAGCCUGGUACCUGUGCCUGGCAUUGCCACUGUACCCAGCCCUGGUGAUCAUGCACCAGAUUUCCAGCUCCUACUUGCCAAGGAAGAAAGUGGAGAUGUGACUCCAAACUCCGAAUCUAGGUGGGAUACUUGCCUUGGACUUAAGUGGUUCAUUGAUGACCUUCAAAGGACCUACUUCAGACGCAGUUGGGGUUUUGCACUUCAAGCUGUAGAGACCCAAGCUGUUAUGAUUGAGGGAUGACUCAGUGAAUCAAACUGAGAAAUGUUGCUGGGUGCAAGUGGAAGGUGAUGAAGAACUUGGAGCUGAAACCUUCACUCUUGAUGGAAGAUAGAAAUAUUAACUGGUGGUGGUGAUGACGGUGGUGGGCAUUUCUUACUUGUGUGCCUGAUGGAAAAGCCGGGUUCCUGCAAGUUAUGAAUGGCAACCAUGAAUACCUGGGUCCCUUUUAAGAAAGCAAUGUGAUGGAGAGUGCCUGUGAAUCUUGCUUGUGGGUCCUCUUGGGCUGUGCUUUCCAGUCAACCUUCGAUAAGUCCCAUAUCUCAGGAUUUCAGUUCCCUCAUCUGAAAGGCCCUCCUAGCCCUGGACCAUGUGGCCUGUUUAGCUGACCCAGGGUGUGAUUUUUACUUUUAUUUUCUAUUUACUACCUGGAAGGACUGGUCUGCCCUUGUAUCCCUGCAGAAUCUAUGCUCUUGGGCAUGUACUCAGUUCCAGGCCUAGAUGGACCCAGGGCCUGAGAGUCAGGCACUGUGGAGCGCAGGGGCCCAGAUGAGGAUCUCCUGAACUGUUAAGACAGAAAGAGCACGAAAGUCACUUUAAAGUUCUUCAGAGGAGCAGAAGGGCAUUAGCUUCUCCGAACUCUUGGUUCUUGGCUGGGCUAAGCUUCCUUCGGCCCACCUUCGGAUCUGGGCUGCAGAACCUGGGUGUGUUCCCUCCCCACCACCCAGCCUCAGGGCCAAGAUUCUUAUUCCUGAGCAUCUUGUGUUUUGCCCUCCGGGCUUAGGGUCUUGACUUAGUGCAUUUAAUCAUGGAGCUAAUUCCAAAACUUCGAGAACAAAAUAAGGGUCAAGGAAGUGGAGUAGGAUGCUUGAUCCUAGAAAAGUCUCCCUGUUGCCCUUCUUCUCUCAUCUUUUACACUGUCCUCGGUUGUCUUCUGACCUGAGAGGGGAAUGAGUGGUGUCAGCUAGGCUGUCUUCCCUGCAGAUACCUCUCCUUGGUCCGGAUCCAGGCAGUUCCUCAGACUGCCCUCCGUGGUGAAAGCUGGAUACCAAAAUGGUUAGCUGUGAUCUAGCCCAGUCAGGCAGAUGGGCUUUCCGUAGGCAGUGGCAAGGACUGAAGACCACUGAGCCAGAAGGCUUCCCCAGAGUUUUCUGUGAAGAAGACAGAGGCCAACAAACUCUGGAGGCCUGUGUAGGCGUCGGGGCUUCUACUGAGGCCAGGGGAAGCACCACUCAGGGCCGUGGAUGUCCCAGGCCUCCUGGAGACGUCAGGCCUCCUCUCCAGGCGGAUCAAAGCAAGAAGACUUCUGUGAUUCAAGAGAACGGGAAUGUGGAUUGAAGGGGCAGAAGCCUCCUGCCAGUGGACUUCACCGUGCAUUUCCUGGGUCUAGUGGCCUCUUCUGAGACCCUCUUAAGCAUUAAGCAGCAAACAGAAGCUCCUGCCACGCAGAGGGCAGCCAUUCCUGUCUCUUUCAUUGCCCUCUCUCCCCUCUCAAACCAUCCAGUGUGCUGGGAACGUGGAUGGAAUGCUUACUGACCAGCAUGAAAGAGUUUCUCACUGGGGUCACUUUGAUUUGGGAUCCCAUCUCUUCUACCCUGGUCAGGGCCAGUGUGGGGGUGGGGAGUGCUUGUCUUAUCGCCACAGGCUGGGCCAGGUGAGGCUCGGCAGCUUGAGAGCACACCAGCAGUGGGGGAAAGCCUGAGCCCGCUCGAGGUGUCGUCUCCUCCCAGGUGGUGCGGGGGUUGGCGGGCGGGCGGGCAGGCGUGCUGACAGCCGGCAGUUUGCGUGGGUUGUGCCAUCUGAUGUCUAUUCCCAGCCCUGGGAGGAAGGAGAGUCAUUUAUAUUCUGCAGGAAGAAGAGACCCAGCUGUCGCCCCUCUGACCAGUGGGCCUAGAGGGCAGCAGUACAGGGCCAAGAGGGGGACAAAGAGGGUCCCCUGCUUAGCUGGGUGUGAUUGCAGUAUAGAAAAUAAGUCGCCAGGAGGAGCCCUUCUUCCUGACAGGCCAGAUUGGGAGGGGACUUCCCACCCCUCCUGUGUUUUCACUCUCCAUCACCACCUGCCCUCACAUCCUGGGGCAGCAGCUGGACAACCAUUAGGCCUCUGUGCCAGGGCAUUCUCCUCCUCCACCUGGGGCCUCAGUGGUUGCCAGCUGCAUAUGCCUCCUGGCUGGGUGCUCCCCCACUCCUCUUUGUGUCUCCUAGUGACUAGGUACUACCUGGACUUCUCUGAAGUGAGGCAGGGCCUUGGAGAAGCACAUGGCUGCCUUCUCCUUUUCCUUAACUGGGGAUAGCUGCUAGCAGCCACCCUGUUUUGCUUUAAAAAAAAAAAAAAAAAGCCUAUCUUUUGCACAAAUUUCCAUAUCAGGCCUAAGUCCUGAUUCAUAUGUGAUUGUGUUCUAAGUUUGAUUAUAUUCAACCUUGAGGACAUUAGAAAUAUAGAUGGUUUUGUAGCAAAUCCAAAUGGUAAUGGGUGUACUAUUUAGGUUUGCAUUCCCCUCCCAAGCCCCAGUGGUUCCUGUAACCUCUCUUUCCCUUGAGCUCCAUCGGGGCUGGGGGUGGAGUUGAAUGGCAGGAGCUCCACUUCUGAGGAAGUCUUCCUUCUUUACCUCCUUGGCUGUCAUCCUCAUCCAAGAUCGGCUGCUAUCACUUGCCAGUCCUGCUUCCUUCUCCCCACCCCUUCAAGGCAGGCCACCCUUCCUCUCUCUCACUGGCCUGCCCCUUCUUUCUCAUUGUCUCCACCCUUCCACCCCCAUGUGUGGCUGCGGUGGAUCUUGUUUUUCAAACCUCACUGUGGGAGAUCCAGGCAUCUUCCCUAAGCCAGCUGGUUGCUGUGCCGAGGCCUGUUCAGAGUUAAUAAUAAUCAUUAGUUGAAUGGUGCUGGGGCCUCUCAGCUCCAGAUCUUCAAGCACUCGCAGGCCGAGUCAGCCAGCCUUCACGAUCCCCCUCUUCCUGGGCUGAGGAGUGCACCGGCAGGGGGAGGCACUGUGGGAGAGGGUCCAGAUUCUCGCCGCCUGGAACAUGCCUGCAGCCCCUCUCUUCUAGAGCAGGCCCUGAGGAUCUGCUCCAUAAACGAAGAAGGCCCGAGUCUUGACAAAGGUUCAUGAUACGUAGGGAGCACAGUAUGCUCAGCUGAUACUAGUGGCAGCCGAGCCUCUCGUGCGCUUGUCCUUCUGUCUACCUGCCUUACCCUCUGGAGGACACCCUUGGUCUUGAUGCCCCUCAGCAAGCGCGGGGAGCAGGGAGACUUCUGUUUUUAAGUGCUGUCAAUGUCUUUUCGUCUGAUGGGCACAAAGUGCCUGUGUAUCAUGAACUGAAGGGUGGGGGCGUCAGCCUGGGAGCUGGGAGAGCUGCUCUGUGACAUAGGCCCUAACACUGGUGUGGUCAUGGGCGAACUGCUUGCUAUCUGACCUACCUCACAGGGAUGUUGUGAGGGUUAGAUGAGAGGACAAAUGUUAACAGGCACUCAAAACUCAAAGCAUUAAACAACUGCAAGCAGGUGGUAUUA
Molecule: messenger RNA, 4367 nt
Organism: Jaculus jaculus (lesser Egyptian jerboa)
Lineage: Eukaryota; Metazoa; Chordata; Mammalia; Rodentia; Dipodidae
Product: probable transmembrane reductase CYB561D1
Exons: 2
Coding region: 48-746 (232 amino acids)
Molecular function (GO): transmembrane monodehydroascorbate reductase activity
Source: RefSeq, a predicted model, not a curated record